UCGAACACAUCCGCCGUUAUCCGACGGGAGGCAACCGUCAUCAAAUUCGUCCCCCCUUCAUCAACAACAUCAAUAAUACGAUGAAAUACAAUCUAUUCAUUAGCAACAAACAUCUGCCCGUGAUCCAAUAAUAAUCAGUCCAAGUAGCUGUACAAGAAAGGAAACGAAUCUUAAUCGAAGAGCGGGAAAGUCUGUUCAGGAUCGACGGACUAUGCAAUCGUGGAUCGAGGGUGGUCGGGCACGGGGUGUCAUACAGGACGAUCUUCCCUGAUCCUGGACGAACAGGCAGCCAAGUCACCCUCUGUGGCGCGGAGCAGCGAGAACAAAAUGCCAGAAAAGGAGGUCGCUUAUCAUCAGGAGGCGUUCUCCCUGUUGCCGCCCCCGCCACCCCCACAUCACCCUCACUCGGCGUUCCACGCGGCUUUCCACCCGCACCCGCAUCCACCGCCUCCACCGUUUCAUCCGCAUCAUGGACCGCCGCCUCCACCUCAUCCGGCCGCGGCCGCCGCUGCCGCAUGGGAGCAUCACGCGGCCGCCGCGGCUGCCGCCGCCGCCGCCGCUUUCCACGCUCCACCACCUCACCCAAGCUUUCACGAGCCAACCAGAGAGCACGUUACCGUGGAUCGUGGCCAGAUAGCCACCAACCAUCGUCCCAGGUUACCGCGCAAUCGAUCGAUCGAUCUCGACCCCUCGCAGGGCCAAGCAUCCAGGGCCUUUUUUGCCAUCUCGCGGGGAGGUGGUUCGAAGGUGGUUAGAGUCGGUAGGUAG
Messenger RNA from Apis laboriosa (Himalayan honeybee), 768 nucleotides. Its product is annotated as velvet complex subunit B-like. The transcript is spliced from 2 exons. Bases 328 to 768 code for a protein of 146 amino acids. NCBI's taxonomy places the organism in Eukaryota, Metazoa, Arthropoda, Insecta, Hymenoptera, Apidae. The record is from RefSeq and is a predicted model, not a curated record.